AUGGGCAGUGAGACGGGAGGCGAGCAGGAGCUGUGCCCGCUGGGCCCGGGCGUGCUGGCCGCGGUCAGCUCAGCCUGGGCCCUGCGCCCAGCCCCGUACUACUGCUGCAAGAGGGACGAGCCUGAGGAGGACGAGGAGGAGCCGGACUUCGCCGUGCACUCGCACCUGCCGCCGCUGCACUCCAACCGCAACCUGGUGCUGACCAACGGGCCUGCGCUCUUCCCCGCCGCCUCCUUCAGCCCCCCCACGCCGCAGGCCCGCGCCCUCUGCCGCAGCUGCUCCCACUACGAGCCGCCCAGCUUCUUCCUGCAGGGGCCCGAGGACGAGGGCGUGCGCAACGGCGGGGAGCGGGUGGCCUGCAGGAGCGCCAGCCAGGAGGACCUGGCGCUGCCGCCCGGGGCCGGGGGCCUGCAGCCGCUGAACCCCGACCGCCUCUCGGCCUUGCGGGGGGCCUUUUCGCGGAGCCGCAGCAUCAGCACCGACGUCUGA
Molecule: messenger RNA, 489 nt
Organism: Condylura cristata (star-nosed mole)
Lineage: Eukaryota; Metazoa; Chordata; Mammalia; Eulipotyphla; Talpidae
Gene: FAM163B
Product: family with sequence similarity 163, member B
Exons: 2
Coding region: 1-489 (162 amino acids)
Source: RefSeq, a predicted model, not a curated record